GCACACAUAAAUUAGGGCAAAUGUCGGCUGACUAUUUCAGAUUUUCUAUUAAUUAAUGUAUGUAAAGUAAUUCUUUUUUUAUAUUUAUUCCAAAAAUAUGACUACUAAGACGAAAUUAAAAACUGUUGAGAAAAAUGGUAGUGUCAAAAUUCCAAAAGUUGAAUCCAUUUGGCAUAAAUGUAUUACCUCGAAUUCAGAAUGGCCAGAUAAGGAAGAAUUUUUAGAUGUAAUUUAUUGGGCAAGACAGGCUAUGGGUAUCAUUUUAGGUGUAGCGUGGGGCCUUAUUCCACUAAAAGGAUUUGUUGCGAUUUUACUGUUUGUGCUAGUAAAUGCUGGAAUUAUUUAUUUUUAUUGUACAAGUUUUCAAUGUGUAGAUGAAGAUGAUUAUGGAGGCGCUUGGGAAUUAACUAAAGAAGGGUUUAUGACUUCGUUUGCUGGUUUUCUGGUAACGUGGAUUAUAAUUUAUUCUGGUUUAAAUUACGAUAAUCAUUCCGUAUGACAAAACGAUUUAGUUAAAGUUGCAAUUUCAACCAAAUAAAGAAAUCGUUAAUACCGUG
Molecule: messenger RNA, 557 nt
Organism: Chrysoperla carnea
Lineage: Eukaryota; Metazoa; Arthropoda; Insecta; Neuroptera; Chrysopidae
Product: respirasome Complex Assembly Factor 1
Exons: 4
Coding region: 98-499 (133 amino acids)
Biological process (GO): mitochondrial respirasome assembly
Source: RefSeq, a predicted model, not a curated record